AUGGCGGCUCCAUCGGUUGUCUCCUAUACGGAGAAUCUCUUAAAAUACAUGCGGCUCGAUCAGAAGGGAUCGGCUAUGGCAGAGUACAUCUGGAUCGACUCAACAGGAGGUGUCCGGUCAAAAUCAAAGACAAUCACCAAGAUCCCAGAAUCCGGCCAAUUCACUCUCGAUGACCUUCCAGAAUGGAACUUCGAUGGCAGCUCAACUGGCCAAGCUCCCGGCGGCGACUCUGAUGUCUACCUCCGGCCCGUCGCCAUUUUCCCAGAUCCUUUCCGUGGCGCCCCUAAUGUCCUGGUUCUCACCGAGUGCUGGGAUCCUGAUGGAACCCCAAACAAGUACAACUACCGUGCGGAAUGCGCCAGGCUCAUGAAUGCCCACAAGGAGCAUGAGCCCUGGUUCGGUCUGGAGCAAGAAUACACCCUUCUCGACAUGUCGGAUAGACCCUAUGGCUGGCCCCAAAACGGUUUCCCCGGUCCCCAAGGCCCAUACUACUGCGGUGUCGGUGCUGGCAAGGUCUUCUGCAGAGAUAUUGUCGAGGCACACUACAAGGCGUGCUUGAACGCUGGCAUCAAAAUUUCCGGUACCAAUGCCGAGGUCAUGCCGGCGCAAUGGGAAUUCCAAGUUGGUCCAUGUGAUGGCAUUGAGAUGGGUGACCACCUCUGGGUCGCUCGUUUCCUGCUCCACCGCAUCGCCGAAGAAUUCGGUGCCAAGAUCUCAUUCCACCCCAAGCCAAUUCCGGGCGAGUGGAACGGUGCCGGUCUUCACAGCAACUUCUCCAGCAAGGAGAUGCGCACCGAAGGAGGCAUGAAGCACAUUGAGGCUGCCAUUAAGAAGCUCGAGGGUCGCCACAAGGAGCAUAUUGCUGUCUAUGGUGAAGACAACACGAUGCGUCUGACUGGCAGACAUGAGACUGGCAGGAUAGAUACUUUCACAUAUGGCAUUGCCAACCGUGGUGCAUCCAUUCGGAUUCCAAGGGAAUGUGGUGCCAAGGGUUACGGUUACUUCGAGGAUAGACGACCAGCUUCAAAUGCUGACCCAUAUCAAAUCACGGGUAUAAUGAUGGAGACGAUUUAUGGUGGGCUUUAUGGUUCUGAAUUAAAGAAAUAG
This is a messenger RNA of Venustampulla echinocandica, 1107 nucleotides long. Its product is annotated as Glutamine synthetase. The record is from RefSeq and is a predicted model, not a curated record. The transcript is spliced from 6 exons. Gene Ontology annotation, molecular function: glutamine synthetase activity. Gene Ontology annotation, cellular component: cytoplasm. Bases 1 to 1107 code for a protein of 368 amino acids. Lineage: Eukaryota; Fungi; Ascomycota; Leotiomycetes; Helotiales; Pleuroascaceae.